Messenger RNA from Silurus meridionalis, 1328 nucleotides. RefSeq names its product deoxyribonuclease I-like 1-like (gene dnase1l1l). The record is from RefSeq and is a predicted model, not a curated record. Gene Ontology annotation, biological process: DNA catabolic process. Gene Ontology annotation, cellular component: nucleus. Bases 264 to 1112 code for a protein of 282 amino acids. The transcript has 9 exons. NCBI's taxonomy places the organism in Eukaryota, Metazoa, Chordata, Actinopteri, Siluriformes, Siluridae. Gene Ontology annotation, molecular function: DNA nuclease activity.
CGCAUAAAAAAAAUAAAUACAAGGACUCAAUGUUGAAUUCUACAUGGCCAUUGUUGUUCUCUUCAGCUUUCCAGACAGCGCUACACAGAGCAGGAACACUGACACAGCUUAUUUUUAAAAGCUCACACAUUCAAACAACACUGUCCCUCCCAUUGGCCUUUCAUCAUAUUUCCUGUGUGAUCAAACCAGAGGCUUUUAAAACAUGGACUCCGGUAUACAAGUGUUUUAGUGUGUGAUGACCCGUCACUCACGGUGCUGUGAAAAUGAGAUCUCACUUGCUAAUGUGCAUCGUGGGAAUUUGUUUUUCAACAACCGCACUUUCCCUAAAAAUUUGUGCCUUUAAUGUUCAAAGCUUUGGAGAAGCAAAAGCCAAUAACAAAAGAGUAAUGGGGAUUUUGACAAAGAUCAUUUCCCGCUGUGACCUCAGUUUAAUUCAGGAGGUUCGAGACUCCAAAGGUAAAGCCGUUCCUGCAAUGCUGAAGAACCUAAACAGGUUUGACAAAACUAAUGUGUACUCUCACUUAGAGAGUAAAAGACUGGGUAAGAACUCAUACAAGGAGCAGUAUAUUUAUAUUUAUAGAAAAGAUGUACUGAUGGUGCAAGAGCAAGUCUAUUAUCAUGAACUGAAACAGACAGAGUUCAAUGACACUGAAACAUUUUCCAGAGAACCAUUCAUCAUAAAGAUUCACUCACCCACAACCGUUGUAAAAAACUUUAUUAUCAUUGGUCAUCACUCAUGUCCUAGGAAAGCCAUGCAUGAGUUGGAAGAACUUUUUGAAGUCUUUCAAGCUGUCAGAAAGAAGUGGAAAACUGAGAAUGUGAUGCUCCUGGGAGAUCUGAAUGCUGAUUGUGGCUAUGUCACUAAUAAAGGCCGGAAGAAGCUCAGACUAAGGAAUGAUCCAAAAUUCCUCUGGUUGAUUACAGAUGAACAGGACACCACUGUUCGUGACAAAACACACUGCGCUUAUGACAGGUCUACAGCAAAUAGCACAAACAUUCUGCUUACAUAUAUUAUGACUUUAACAGACUUGGAGAAACUGUUAAAAAAGGAUAAUUGUACAUGGAAAAUCACUGAUUUCUGGGAUUGUACCAGACUCAGCUCAACCUUUUAACUUUAAAAUGGAUUUCAGUUUAACUGAAGAUGAGGCUUUGGAAGUCAGUGACCACUAUCCAGUAGAGGUUGACCUGAAGUCAAUUCAUCACUACCACCUCCGGAAUGAGCUCUGAACUAAAACCUGCACUUUUACGACCUUUUAACUGGACAAUCUCUUUGAAUCAUUGAGUAGCUGUUUGCCUCUGAAGAAUUUAAAUAAAAUAUUUUAACCAUU